AUGUUCUGGGCCCCCGGCAAAGGAAAACGUCGCAAGAUCGGACCUGGCAGCGUCCUCCUCGUCCACGGGGCUAAGGACGUUGCAGGCCUCAUUGAUGGGGCUGUGGAGCUGGUAGGGCCGGGCGCUUUUAAAACCCGACCCACGACUAGUGACACGUUCCUCAUUGAGGCCCCAUUAGAAGAAGUCAGAAGCAAGCUGGCGGACUACUUUGUGGAGGGGCUGUCGGGUCCGGUCCAGCCGGAGGAGCCUGGCUUUCGCGCUACUAUCAAGGGCCUCCACCGCGACCUAGCCCCUAACUGGGUUAGUAACAAACUCGAGGGCAUGGGCUUUCGCCCAAAAACAGUGGUGCGAGCGGUGGGGGCGGUGAGCGGAGAGCCGUUGAACGUCUUCAGGGUCGAGCUGGAACCAAGAAAGGGAAACCAAGACCUAGUCAAGAUCACCGAGAUUGGCACCUUCCCGGUGAAGGUCGAACCCCAGGGCCGGGCACGGGGCAUCAUCCAAUGCUUUAGGUGCCAAAAAUUUGGGCACAAACAGAUUGAAUGCACACAACCGGAAUUCACAUGCUUUAAGUGUGCCGGAACACACAAGUACAUAGACUGUCCGAAGCCGAGGUCGGUGGAGGGUAAGUGCGCCAACUGCGGAGGUAACCACAUUGCCGCUUUUAUGGGGUGCAGCAGUUACAAGGAAGCCAUACGAAAUCUGAGCCAUGUGGCGAUCCCAGUGAGAAAGAAACGCGCACUGCGCACCCUGGGCCUCGCUACAGGACCAAGGCUCGAUCGCCCCAUGCCGGACGAUGGCACACAAGGCCCUGAUGAGGCUGUAACUGCUGCACCUGGGGCUGGCGCGCUUCCUGCCACUGGCCUUCGGGAGGAGGAUUGGCUGAUGGCAGUUACACAAGAGGAUUUUGACCUUUAA
This is a messenger RNA of Drosophila innubila, 915 nucleotides long. RefSeq lists its product as uncharacterized. Bases 1 to 915 code for a protein of 304 amino acids. Lineage: Eukaryota; Metazoa; Arthropoda; Insecta; Diptera; Drosophilidae. Gene Ontology annotation, molecular function: zinc ion binding; nucleic acid binding. The record is from RefSeq and is a predicted model, not a curated record. The transcript has a single exon.